Mytilus californianus (California mussel) is the source of this 2999-nucleotide messenger RNA. Its product is annotated as tribbles homolog 2-like. The transcript is spliced from 3 exons. Gene Ontology annotation, molecular function: mitogen-activated protein kinase kinase binding; protein kinase activity; ATP binding. Gene Ontology annotation, cellular component: nucleus. Gene Ontology annotation, biological process: protein phosphorylation; regulation of MAP kinase activity; positive regulation of proteasomal ubiquitin-dependent protein catabolic process. Lineage: Eukaryota; Metazoa; Mollusca; Bivalvia; Mytilida; Mytilidae. Bases 797 to 1828 code for a protein of 343 amino acids. The record is from RefSeq and is a predicted model, not a curated record.
UUCCACCAACCAUUUCUAAAUUUGAAAUUUUGUUCGUCGCAAAUUAAGGCGGAAGAAUUCGCAGGUGCACUUAGUUAUAAGACGGUUAUACACGUUGCUAAUAAAAAUUAGUACAAUGGCGACGGCAAUGGAAGUUAGUACAGGUCUUUGAACGGGGAGGGUUGGUACAUCGUGCCCUUCCCAAGUGUUUCCAGAGAGUGUGCUUACGCUUAGGACUACAACUAAUACAAUCAAGAUACUUUUGUAGAUUUUCUAGUGACCAUUCUAUUUUCAACGCAGAAGGAACCCGGUGAAUGACUGAUAGUUAGGUAAUAUUUGGAUCUACGCAUUUCAUCAUAAGCUGAAACACGCAUUUAGUGAAUUUCACAAACUUUGCAACACUAUUCCAAAUCCAGAUUUUGAUGAGCACACUCUCUUAUUCAGAACUGUUGGAAACACGUGGAAAAUCGUUGACUUUUUAGCGCGGUUUUGUGUGAAGGUGCACACGAGGAAAUUUGCGUUUUGUUUUGAACUUCUUUGAAGUCGAGACAAAAACUAUUUUGUUUUUAUACACUGCCAGUAAGCAAAACUGUGAUAUUAAUCUGCUUUGUUAUAUUAAUUUGAAACGAUUGUUGAAAGCUGAACUUGAUCUCGUUUAUAAUUUGUGCGAUUAUUUGAUUUGCAUUGUUCUUUGUUUCAUUUCUGGAGGGAAAAAGAAAGUGAAACUACAAACACUGGACAAAGGAAAUAUUCCGAUUCCACAUCAAAGUUGAGAGGAUAAUCAUCUCGGCUUAAAACAAAUUAGUUUAUUAUAUUAAUGAGCGUAACACGUUCCAGGCCCAGACUUCAAAUUCCGAGUCAUGGGCCAAGGAAGAAAACAGACCAUUUUGACAUUGGCUCAUUUAACUUAGUUCCUGGAAAUCUCAGUCCAGAUUUACAACCUUCGUCACCUCAGCCAAAGUUCCCAGAGAAAUACUCUCCUCAGAAUGUUUCCAAGAUUGGAAGAUACCUUUUAUUGGGACAGAUUGAAGGCGAUGCAUACAAAGCUGUGAAUUGGCAGAACAAUGAAGAAUAUAUCUGCAAGGUAUUCCCAAUUACUCGAUAUAGAGAAAUCUUGGCAGCAUAUUGGCAAGUGGAUUGCCAUGAGAAUCUUAGCAGCAUAUCCGAGAUUAUUCUUGGAGAAACCAAAGCAUAUGUUAUAUUCGAAAAACACUAUGGUGAUCUUCAUUCCUACGUACGCCAGAGAAAACGGCUGAAGGAGGAGGAAGCCCAUCGACUGUUUGAACAAAUUGUUUCCGCUGUGGAAUAUUGUCACAGUAAUGGAAUAGUGCUACGAGAUCUCAAACUUCGGAAGUUUGUCUUCAAAAACCCUGAACGGUCUGAAUUGAGACUUGAUGGGCUAGAAGAUGCACGGGUGUUAGAAGAUGAAACAAAUGACCGUUUGGCAGACAAACACGGAUGUCCUGCAUACGUUAGUCCAGAAAUUCUUCAUUCUAACGAAACAUACUCAGGUCGAGCAGCUGAUAUCUGGAGCUUGGGAGUCAUGCUCUACACGAUGCUAGUCGGACGUUACCCAUUUCACGAUUCUGAUCCGAGCACACUAUUUAGUAAAAUCCGUAAAGGCCAGUACAGUAUUCCUCCGAUGUUGUCGGUGAAGGCUAAAUGUCUUAUAAAAAGUCUGUUGCGUCGAGAUCCAGACGAUAGACUGACUGCCGGAGAUGCUCUCCAACACCCAUGGAUUAAUGGGAAACAGUCACCUGGUUUUAUGACAAUCUUGGAUCACAAACAUAGUGACCAAACUGUUCCAAGCGUGGUAUUUAAUGGAGAAGAAGAAGAGUUCUUUCUCUGAACAAUAUUGUCGUUAGCAUUCAGUUGAAUUUCAAGCGCCAGUGUUAUUUUGUUUAUUUAUUUGGAGUGACUUUUAUUCAAGUAUAGACAUCUCUGUCGAAAAAAGACAGCUACGGGUAGAAAUGAUUAUUAAGAACGAACUUUGAAUGGUUGUUAACUGACAUUCUGUCCAUGUUUUAAUGGCAGCUUUAUAAUUGAAGAAAAAAACUAUAUAAAUUAAUUUAAUAGCAAAAGUUAUUUUGACAGUGCAAUGCUGGCAUGCUGAGCACAGCCCUGCACUUUAAUACGUUGUUUUUAUUACACUUUGUUUGAAUUAACUGUGAUAAGCAUAUGUUAAUUGGUCAGUGAAUCCAUACAGUAGGUGGCUGGUUAGAAAAAAGUUAGAGAAUGAAAAUUGGUGUGGUGAUUUUUUUCACAGUCAAGUUAGACCAAGUGUAAUUUAAAAGCAAUAGGAAUUUUCAAAGAAGUAUGUGUUAUGGAAGAGUAUUUUUUUUAAAAACAUUUUACGUGCGAAUGGUGCCAUCUUCGUAAUCAUUCAUCCAAAAUCCAUCCAAUUCCCAUCGUUUACAUGUUUUCAUAGUGUAUGCUCAAUCCAGAGUGAUAGAUCUACAUUUUAGUGUGUUUGUUCUCAUUGUAUGUGUAGUGGUGAUUAUUUAGAUUUGUGUGUGUGCGUGUGUUUAUGAACUUAAAAAGUUUUUAUUUAUUGAAUAUUCCAGUUUCUAUUUCUAAUCAUAAUCAAUUUGUAUGUGCUUUACAGAAAAUAAUUUAAAUUGACAGGGUACAUACAUUUCAUGAUGCAAGUGUAACUAUUUGAAUUCGAUCAAACUUAAAAAAGAAUUCCUAACUCUGAAGUUCAGAAACAAAGAUCUUAGUGUAUUUAUGAUUGAAAGAUUGAAAUAUAAUUUUUUUGUGUGUGUCAAAGAUGAGCUUUUUCAUUGCUGGCUAUUCUUCCAUGAAGAUUAUAUUUCAAGUGUGCAAUUGAUUAGUAAAUGUGACUAAAUGAACUGUCCAUCACACAGGAGUGACUGUUUAUUGGUUUUGUAUUAUGAUAUUCAUACAAUAUUAAUUUAUACUUGUGUUGAUGUUAUUGUUACUAGAAAUGUUAUAAAAGGAACAUCCAUGUCUAUUUCACAUAGAUUAUUGGAGUUUCUAAUAAAAUACACAAAACAAGA